GGGGGUGGUGACAAGACUCUCUCCUCCAUCGCCUUUUGCUCUCAGCAUCAUCCCUGCAUCUGCUUUCAUCACACUAUCACUAUGGAGAGCCGGGCUAAGAAGCGCUCCUGGCGCGACACAAGGCUUUCCCACCUGCUAUGGUCGGUGACACUGCUUCCAGGCCUCGUCUCCGCUUAUCAGCCUGAGCCUGUAUACUUCGGAUCCCGACAAUCGUCGCCCUUUCUUCCUCCCCAGAUCCCGCUGGCCGAUCAUCCCUCGCUCUCCGGCACUCAUGAGUUCACACUUCGCCACAUCUUUCACCGAGGAACUUACCAGGACCCUGAGCUCCACCGGAGGCUAGAUAUCACACCCGAAACUCGCCUUCGGGCCGCUUCAGACGAUGGCGUUAAGUUCGAUACACCGCUGGUUGCCUCGUCCCGCCCACUUAUGAUCGAACGACUUGCAGAUCGGCGUCUUUCAAUAAUUGAGCAACAUCUAAUGGCUGCAAGGUCGGGAUCGGUAGCUGCGCUGUCCCCAUCCGACUGGGUCCUAGAUACACUCGCCGGGCCGAAUGUCACAGAGAAGGAGACAGUUCUCGCGUUAGCAAAAAUGACUGCAAAUGACUAUAUCGAAGAGCCGGGUACGGGUGAUUGGCAGGAUAUCCGUGAUCGAUUCAACCAUUCAGGAAGCUUUGGGUGGCAAGACGACGGGCUCCGAGGUCAUGUAUACGCCGACCAGACGAAUACUACAGUCGUUAUUUCCCUCAAAGGGACAUCUCCGGCCCUGUUUGAUGGCGAAGGCACCACUACCAAUGAUAAAAUCAACGACAAUCUCUUAUUCAGUUGCUGUUGUGGUCAGGGAGGCUCGUAUCUCUGGCGGCAAGUGUGUGACUGCCAAACCACCCUAUACAAUGCGAACCUGACCUGCAUUAUCGAGGCCGUGCAAGAAGAGAACCGAUAUUAUCGCGCUUCGAUCGAUCUAUAUACCAACAUCACCGCGUUGUAUCCAGACGCAAAUAUUUGGCUGGCUGGCCACUCUCUAGGGGGGGCUGUGGCCAGCUUACUGGGUCUGACCUUUGGAGUGCCAGCCGUUACUUUCGAGGCUGUUCCGGAGGCACUGCCCGCAUCUCGUUUGGGCCUUCCAAGUCCAGAGUCGCGUAAGUAUACCGGAUCCUACCAUUUCGGGCACACUGCGGAUCCUGUAUACAUGGGGACGUGCAACGGAGUCAGUUCCGUUUGUACAUGGGGCGGGUAUGCAAUGGAAUCUGCAUGCCAUACCGGCCAAAUGUGCGUUUAUGACACCGUCGAGGAUAAGGGUUGGCGUGUUGGACUUGAUAAACACCGUAUCAACUAUGUCAUCGCAAACGUCCUUGCUAGCUACGACGAUGUGCCUCCCUGUGCACCUGAAGAGGAAUGUUACGAUUGCGAGCUGUGGAAGUUUUUCCGCAGUAAUGGCUCUGAGAUUACUACUACUACCUCGGCCACUUCUACGUCCACCUCCACCAGCAGCACCAGCAGAACAUCAACCUGCAAGACUCCGGGAUGGUGGGGUUGUCUAGACAAGACCACAACUACGGAGCCAACCUCCACCUCAACGUCUAUAUCAACGACGUCCACAUCGACAUGCAAGACCCCAGGGUGGUUCGGUUGCAAAGACCCAACAACUACGUCUGAUAUCACAUUUGUGCGGCCAACAAUCACUACAACAGAACCACCCAAGACCACUAGCUCCUGCAAACAUCCCGGGUGGUUUGGCUGUCGUGACCCCACUACCACCGCUGCUCCAACUCCCCCGCCGGUAGUUGACUUCUAGUUGACAUCUAGAGU
This is a messenger RNA of Aspergillus ibericus CBS 121593, 1805 nucleotides long. RefSeq names its product triglyceride lipase ATG15 (gene atg15). Gene Ontology annotation, molecular function: glycerophospholipase activity. The coding region runs from base 82 to 1791 and encodes 569 amino acids. The record is from RefSeq and is a predicted model, not a curated record. Gene Ontology annotation, biological process: neutral lipid catabolic process; piecemeal microautophagy of the nucleus; macroautophagy. The transcript is spliced from 2 exons. Lineage: Eukaryota; Fungi; Ascomycota; Eurotiomycetes; Eurotiales; Aspergillaceae.